CCAAUCGGCUCGCGGGGCUGCCCGUAGCCGCGCCGGGUUGGGCAGUGCUCAGGCGCCGCGCAGGGCCGCCCGCCCGCCGCGAUCCGCCGGGCCGGUGUCAUUGCCGAAGAGGACGAUGUCCGGCUGCAGCCGCGCCGCCGCCCGCCCGCUGGGCCGCUUCCUCCGCCUGCAACAGAAUGGAGUCCGACACUGCUCCUACUCUGCGUCAAGGAAAAAUCUGUAUAUUAGCAAAAAUACAAAGGUUAUCUGUCAGGGUUUUACAGGCAAACAGGGCACCUUUCACAGCCAGCAGGCGUUGGACUAUGGCACCAAUCUAGUCGGGGGCAUUUCUCCAGGAAAAGGAGGAAAAACUCAUCUGGGUCUGCCUGUGUUUAAUUCUGUGAAGGAGGCCAAAGAACAAACUGGUGCGUCUGCCACUGUUAUAUAUGUACCUCCUCCGUUUGCUGCUGCCGCGAUCAAUGAAGCAAUCGAUGCAGAAAUGCCCUUAGUUGUUUGCAUUACUGAAGGUAUUCCCCAGCAGGAUAUGGUUCGGGUUAAACACAGACUGGUUCGGCAGGAUAAGACUCGACUAGUGGGCCCGAACUGCCCUGGAGUCAUCAAUCCUGGAGAAUGUAAAAUUGGUAUCAUGCCUGGUCACAUUCACAAGAAGGGAAGAAUUGGUAUUGUGUCAAGAUCUGGAACCCUGACAUACGAAGCUGUUCAUCAGACAUCGCAGGUUGGACUGGGCCAGUCUCUCUGCAUUGGGAUUGGAGGCGAUCCCUUCAACGGAACUAAUUUUAUUGACUGCCUUGAUGUCUUCCUGAAGGAUCCUCAUACUGAGGGGAUCAUAUUGAUUGGAGAAAUCGGAGGAAAUGCUGAAGAAGAUGCAGCAGCAUUCUUGAAAGAAAAUAAUUCUGGUCCAAAUGCCAAGCCGGUGGUGUCGUUCAUCGCUGGUCUGACUGCUCCUCCGGGCAGGCGGAUGGGUCACGCUGGAGCAAUCAUUGCUGGGGGAAAAGGUGGAGCCAAGGAGAAGAUCGCUGCUCUGCAGAACGCUGGCGUUGUUGUCAGCAUGUCUCCUGCUCAGCUGGGUAGCACCAUCUACAAGGAGUUUGAGAAAAGGAAAUUGCUGUAAGAGAAGCCACUUUGGAAUACUGUCUCCAAAACAUCAGCGCAGCACCUGGCCUCCGCUUAUCUUUUGUCUGCUAAUCUUCAGUUGCCCAAAUGACUGACGCUGGUCUUUGAAUUUGACUUUGGAAGCCAUAAAACCUCCUGGCUAAACCCGUUUUGAUGUCUCCUUGGUUCAGACAUGAUCACCUCAUUGUAAAUCACAGCAAAUUAAUAAAUUACUACUAAAUCCCAUUCAUCCUUUGAAUUCUGAAGCAGAGCCGUUUCUUCAACCAUCAUAAACAAAAUCAUCAGCCUUGAAGGUCUGAAUCUUUUGUAACUUAAGCACUACCCAUUUUAAGGUAAAGUCGCUUAUAGAGAUAUUUUUAAGGAUCAAGGCACUGACUUUAUGCACAUAUAUGUCCCACUUCACUUUAUUUUUUAAAAAAUCCCAUCUUACGUGUUUGUUGCUGGCAAGUAUGUUUGUUUGAACCAUAGGCCAAAGUUUCCGUCCAUUAAACCAAAGCUGCUGGAUCGGAAGGGCUUGGUUGUUGGUCCACGUAGUGGGAUAUGCCUGAAGUCCAGACUAUCUUUUCAAGGCUGGUGAACCAUGCACAGUGUGGUCCUCUACUGGCACGGGAUUCUGUUUGUUGUGUGGGGAGAUGGAAUUUUGGUUUACAAAAACGAAUCUGAUUUCCCAUUGCGAAUAUAUAUUAAAAAUUGCCUGUAACUAUGAAACUGAAUUGGUCUUUAGCUUACAUUACCUAAAUUUCCUCUUUAUUUUAACCAGGAUUGCAUUGCUUGUGUGUUCUGAAAUCCUCAUGACAUUGGGACGUAAUGGACAAGUAUUAUUCUGUGGAAAAGAAUGUAAUAAGGAAUCUUGCUUGUUAACCACUCCCAGCACAGUAAUGCAAAGCCCUUUUUUCUCUUUAGAAAUAGCCCAAGCACUGUGCCUAUAGAUGAGCGUUACAACUUUUUAUCAGGAUGGACUAAACUCAAGAUUGCUUUUGUUAUAGAGAAGACUGAAAAUUCAUGUAACCUGGCCCUUGUCUAACGCUAACCUUUUGUCCCAUAAAGGUGCUGUUACGAAAACUCGUCUCAUUAUUUGUUUAAAGCCGUUCUUAGUUUUGUUACUCAGGUGCCUGUGGAAUUUCUCUUCCUAAUGCGAGCGGUAGGCAGGUACCUUGAUGCUGACACUUAGAAUUCCUAGAGCUAAGCCCUGAAAAAAUGCACAAAAGGAAGGAUCAUAUAUCCACUGCACUGAAUUUGCAUUAAUAUGCUUUGUAUACAGUCAGGCAUCAGAUGGGUGAUAUUGGCUUUAGGACACAGAGAUCAGAUGCUGCAUUAUUCACCUUGGUGUGAUUUACUAAAAUUAACCUGACACCCUAUCUCUAGACACUGAAAGCAGUAUUGAGCAGUAAAUCAUUUGAUAAAGCCUAUGACUACAGAUAGGAAUUUUCUUACUAGAUCUGCUCAGUUUUCUGGUGGUGCCCCAUUUAAUCUAGAGCAAAAAAUCCCCCAAACAGUGCCCUUCAAUGAGAGAAACAGCAGCGCUACCGUGUCUCGGUGUAAAAGUGCAAUUCUUCACCAGUGAAUGUCAGGAUAUCACAGCCUGUUGUCUUACGAGCCUGCUAGUCAAAGUAAGUUGUUCUAGCCGUGGGCUUCUCCACAACGUUAAUUUAGGGUGGGUAAUGCUCCUUGAUGAGCUGCCUGGAUUUCAUCAUACCACCAGUGUUACAGCAGGUGACUGUUCAGGACAGUGGACGUGCAGUAAGUUUCCUACCAGGGAUUGCUCCAUGGAAGCUCUUCUAGAGGCAUCAGCUACUUUAGAAAACAGCCAGAAACUCCAAUGACCGUUGUGCCCUGAGGUGUUUUCUUGUAUCUUGAAAUUUGAGUAUGGGUUUACGAACGCGACCUUGAUUGGGGUGUUUGCAGCGCUCACCUGGUCCUGUACCUGUACCUGCCUGUUCUAUAAAGCCUGGGGAACGCGUCUGUGUGAGCUGGAACUGAGCAUUGCCUGAGGAUGGGGAAGAAGCCUCCCCUGGUCUGGUAGAAAGGUUUAGUUUUAGCAGUUUUCUCUUGCUGCCUAAAAAAUGUGCACUUGACAAAUGUCAUCAGAGCCUCUAACAUUGCUAAUGACAAUGUCUCUCUGGAAAACACAUCCACAUCCCUUUAAUACCCUGUGUACUUGUGAAUAAAUACUUUGAGUAAUCUGA
Molecule: messenger RNA, 3299 nt
Organism: Columba livia (rock pigeon)
Lineage: Eukaryota; Metazoa; Chordata; Aves; Columbiformes; Columbidae
Gene: SUCLG1
Product: succinate-CoA ligase GDP/ADP-forming subunit alpha
Exons: 9
Coding region: 116-1111 (331 amino acids)
Biological process (GO): tricarboxylic acid cycle
Cellular component (GO): succinate-CoA ligase complex (ADP-forming); mitochondrion
Molecular function (GO): succinate-CoA ligase (ADP-forming) activity; succinate-CoA ligase (GDP-forming) activity
Source: RefSeq, a predicted model, not a curated record